Molecule: messenger RNA, 1140 nt
Organism: Aspergillus mulundensis
Lineage: Eukaryota; Fungi; Ascomycota; Eurotiomycetes; Eurotiales; Aspergillaceae
Product: sialidase family protein
Exons: 4
Coding region: 1-1140 (379 amino acids)
Source: RefSeq, a predicted model, not a curated record
AUGCAGCUGCUCCGUCUCCUUCCAUUUGUCGCGGCGAUAACUGCAGCGUCUGCCCAUCGCGGAUCAAAGCGGCCAGAACCCUACUCCAACGUCGUCAUCUUCGACCCUCCAAGCAACUAUACUAUCCCACGCACUCUUUAUGCCCGCAACGAGCAACUUCCCAAUGGUGACAUAUUAGCGACCUGGGAGAACUACUCGCCCGAACCCCCAGCGGUCUAUUUCCCAAUCUACCGUUCCUCUGAUUAUGGUGAGACCUGGACGGAGAUCUCCCGAGUCCACGAUACAGCCAACGGCUUAGGUCUGCGAUACCAACCGUUCCUUUACUACCUUCCAGAGCGCAUUGGUCGCUUCCGUGCCGGAACCCUUCUUCUGGCAGGGAGCAGCAUUCCAACCGACCUCAGCUCUACUCAGAUUGACCUUUAUGCAUCGCAGGACCAGGGGCACACCUGGAAGUUCUUGAGCCACAUUGCUGCGGGUGGUGAAGCUAUUCCUAACAACGGUUUGACUCCUGUUUGGGAGCCCUUCCUGCUGGCGCACAAGGGUAAAUUGAUCGCCUUUUACGCCGACCAGAGAGCCAAUGAAACCCACGGCCAGAAGCUGUCCCACCAGGUCACUGACGACCUUAUCAACUGGGGACCCGCCGUUGACGAUGUCGCCUACCCUACCUAUACCGACAGACCUGGAAUGCCUGUGGUGACUAAGCUCCCCAACGGUAAAUACUUCUACAUUUACGAAUACGGCUCGUUCUUCAACACGUCCAGCUACUCAUUCCCCCUAUACUACCGCAUCAGUGCCGACCCGGAGGGCUUCAUCAACGCGGAACACCACGAACUGAUUGUGUCGAGCGGUACAAUCCCCACCUCUUCUCCAUAUGUGACGUGGACCCCAUGGGGAGGAAAGAACGGGACAAUUGUGGUUAGCUCCGGCACACAGGACUCCAUCUUCGUGAACCAGGCGCUAGGUGAGGGUGAGUGGACAGAGGUGGCUACUCCUGAACCACACAGUUACACCAGAAAUCUGCGUAUACUCAAGGAGGAUCCCCGGUUCGUGCUGUUGCACGGCGCCGGUGUGCUUCUUGGAGAAGAGAAUAAGGUCACUGUGAGCUUGAUGAACUUGGAGGAGGCGCUUGCUGCUGCGUGA